GUUCCCUCUUCGACUAUUCGAUUGCAGCUACAACAAAUUAAUUUUUUACGAAGAAAGUGUUUUGUAUUGUUACUAUGUUAUCAGUUUCGUGAUUGUGGGUCUCCUUGUCUUGCGUUUCGUUUAUCAUUGCGAAUUUUUGUGACAAUGGAUGAAAAAGAUAAGGCUCAGCACAACAUGAUUUCCAACUUGCCACUCCUGUUCGCGAACGGAUAUCCAACGUCUCUAGAGAAGAUAACGGAACCGCAACUAGAAAACUUUAUUCCAUUUAUGGUGCAGUGCUCUUUAGGACAUAUAAACUUACCAAAGAAAGUUGAUUGCAGCGAACCAGAGUGGUGGCCUGAAAAUGCACCUUUUGAAAUUCCACUAAAAAAGCCGAAAUCAUUCGUAGGGAACUGGAUGGAAAAAAUGAAAGAAAUUGUGGUCAUAUGCUAUCAAUUUCACAAAAGCCUAUUUUUAUUAAGGUUUUGUAAUGAUUUAGCUGCAUAUGAGCAUGCCAGUUUGAGAUUCAUAAAUAAUUAUAACUCAACCACAUCACUUUAUGAUAGGAGAAAUAAUAAAUUGCUGGUCACAUUUCGCAAUGAAAAUAUGUCAUAUGAUAGGCAACAAAAAAGCAGAAAGUGCUUGUUGAUGCAAAAAAAUAACAAUUCAAUUAAUGAAAAUUUACAACAUAUGAUGGUUGAGCCACCACCUUUCGACAUUUAUCUGUGUGACAAUUGUGAUGCGGAACUUUAUUCAAAAGAAGCAAUCCUGGAGCACGAAAAUAUUUGUUGUAUGGAAGAUGAUGUUAUACUAUGUGAUUCCCCAGAGCCAGAAAGCAAAUGCGAGGGGAAAAAUGAGGAUAAUGAACUGCGUAACGCCUUUCUUUUAAACUUUAGCCUGCAAUCCAAAUUUACUAAUACAAGCACAUCUAAUGAGAAACAAAAAACAUAUUCAUUAAGUGAAGAAACAUCAACUGAAAAAAAAUCAAGCAGAAGUAGGCGAUUACCAUCUCGAAGAAAUCGGAAUGUUCAUUCAUUUAAUAGAUGUUCAUUUAUACCGAUAUCAUCACCUGCGGGUCAGCAAUUGUUAAAAUCUACAAAGCAAACCAUAUCUAAGGAAUAUGUUUCGGAAAGGCAGGAACGAUUGGAUCGGUUUUGUUACACGCCAUUAGUUGAUAAAUCCAACACAAGGCAAAAAAUAUUCGAUAGGAAACCGAACACUACCGUUCACUGCACAUUUAAAAAAUCGCAUGAACACAAUUUUCACAUAUAUUCGUUUCCGCGUCGUCAGUUUGUGAAACGCAGAGACACUACUGAAAACUUUUUGUUUUUGAACUCGCCGCUGAUCAAGCAAUGCCGUCCAAUUUCAGUCAGAUUGAAAAAAAUAUCUGAGCAAAUGAUGGAAGAUCCGAAUCCCAUUUCAAACUCAAAACUUAAUAUAAGACUAACGCGCCACAAUUCGCUUAAUUCCCAUUGGAGGAUUUCGCCCUCAAGCGAGGUUGUUGUUGAUACAAUUGACCUAUGCUCCUCUGAUGAUGACGACCAACAGGAAUCGGCAAAUGGAUCUUCUAAAGUACUGGCUUCCGAUGCACUUACUAUAAUAAAACUCACACAUAACAGAAAAUCCAGUCGGCGAUCGAACGAGCCAACUACUUGUGCUGCUGAAUCAGACCCUGCAGGUGAUACAUCUGUUAAACCCCUGCAACAAUCGUUAUACAUUUUUUCUAAUUAUAAGGCUAACUCGGUAUUUAGCCGAUGCAAAGUUGACUCAAUAUCAAAUCAUACAUUGGUUAAUUCAAUGAAUACAUCGAAUACCUUCCCCGACUCGCAAAGACUCAGAAAAGAAUACAAUCAGGAAAACUGCAAUUUUUCUAAGAAAUUGGUCACACUAACAGACUGGUAUGCUCAUUCAGCAAGCCCCGAAAAAAGUACAGCAAGUCAAUCAACAGAGAGCAGUACGUUUGACACUCUGAGCGCUGUGCAGCCGUUCAACAGCACUGGGCGAAUUAUUUCCAUUGAUUUAACUACAUAGACAUUUUAAGUUAAGGAUUGUUAUUUUGCAAGAAAAAAAUAAAUUUAGAAUUAAACUAUUUAAAUAAAUAAGCGUUUUUUUAAUACUUUUUAUAUAUGAUGACUUAAUCUUUUAUUAAAUAAAACCUGAAUUGUGCUAUUUUAUAAA
Molecule: messenger RNA, 2157 nt
Organism: Drosophila bipectinata
Lineage: Eukaryota; Metazoa; Arthropoda; Insecta; Diptera; Drosophilidae
Gene: ova
Product: ovaries absent
Biological process (GO): regulation of transcription by RNA polymerase II
Cellular component (GO): nucleus
Molecular function (GO): RNA polymerase II cis-regulatory region sequence-specific DNA binding; DNA-binding transcription factor activity, RNA polymerase II-specific
Source: RefSeq, a predicted model, not a curated record